CCACUCAGGCCCCUCCCCAGGGGCGGGGUCACACGUAGAUCCUCCCACUCAUCCUCUCUAAGCAGCUGGGACUGUUCCCUUAGCUUGACUAGAGCUGGAGGAGGAGAGGGAUGGGGCUGUGGUGACCCGGGAUUAGGAGGAUCCCCGUUAUAACGGAGCUGCCUUGAUCUAACUGGAGGUAUGUUUUCCUGAGUGAAGAAAAAGGAAUCACCAAGAUGGCUGCACAAAAGAUUCGGUCCGCUAACACUAAUGGCCUGCCGCGCUGCAAGUCUGAGGGAACACUCAUUGAUAUUAGCAGCAGUCUCCCUGAUCAAAGCCUUAGUGAUGUCAAAGUGUUGUCACCUAGUUCUUUGCGUAUAGACAGUCCUACAUCCCUGGAAAAUGUAAAAGAAGUUGUGGCCAUUAAGGAUUAUUGUCCCAGUAACUUUACCACCUUGAAAUUUUCUAAAGGAGAACAUUUAUAUGUGCUGGACACUUCUGGUGGUGAAUGGUGGUAUGCACACAAUACAACGGAAAUGGGAUACAUACCUUCUGCCUACGUACAACCUGUAAAUUAUCGGGACUCGUGUCUUAGUGACAGCGGUAUGAUAGAUGGAUUGAUGGAAAGUGUUGAUGAAGGUGUUAAAGAGCUGAAUCUCUUAGGUGAUUGGACGGAUAUCCUCAAUCAGAACUCUGUCAAAACAAAUAACAACAACCCAUUCUUGCGGCCAACUGUUUCCAACCCCUUUUUGAAUGGACCAGUAAAUGCCCUGCAGAAGAUGGCCUCAGAUUUAGGAAAUUCAGUUGAUUUAUUGAUGUUUGACCCAUUAGCACCUUCCAUUGCUAGUUCUACAGAAACCAGCACUGAUAUCUUCUUGGAGAUUUUACCACGUGCCAACCAAGUAGAUAUAAUGAAUGAGCCAGCUCCUGUAAGGAGGGACAACCCAUUCUUCCGGAGCAAGCGUUCCUACAGCCUCUCCGAGCUGUCCAUUCUCCAGGCAAAGUCUGAUAAUCCAGCCACGGGUGGCUUUUUUGCUGGUCUCAAGUCCCCAGCUCCUGAGCAGUUCCAGAGCAGGGAAGAUUUCAGAACUGCAUGGCUCAAUCACCGCAAGCUGGCCCGGUCCUGCCAUGAUCUGGACUUGCUGGGCCAGAAUCCUGGCUGGGGUCAGACUCAGCCUGUGGAAACGAGCAUUGUCUGCAGAUUGGACAGCUCUGGGGGUGCCGUGCAGCUGCCGGAUACAAAUAUUAGUAUUCAUGUACCCGAAGGACAUGUAGCAUCUGGUGAGACACAACAGAUUUCACUCAAAGCCUUGCUUGAUCCUCCACUGGAACUCAACAAUGAUAGGUGCACAACAGUGAGCCCUGUUUUGGAAAUCAAACUUAGUAAUAUGGAGGUGCAGACUUCUCUGACAUUAGAGGUAAAAGUCUCUGUAGAGCAAAGGAAUAAUAUUCUUGCUCCAAACCCUGUCGCCAUAAAGUGCUUGCGGGGUGACACUAAAGAAGGUCCUUACAACUUGUUGCCUUAUUCUUACACAUAUGGGGACACUGUUCAAGUUAAGCUGGAAAAUUUGGAACCCACUAUGUAUGUUGUGAUGGUCGUUCAGGCCCAGCACAUGGUACCACCUUCUAGUGUGUGGGAAUAUAUUAACAAGAAGAUAACUGUUGGACUGUACGGUCCCAAACAUGUCCAUCCUUCAUUUAAAGCUGUACUUGCCAUAUUUGGGCAUGACUGUUCCCCUAAGACCCUGUUGGUCAAUGAAGUAAGCCAGCAAGCUAAUGGGGUAGCACCAGUAACCCUACAGCUGUGGGGGAAACAGCAGUUUAUACUUUCCAAACCUCAGGAUCUUAAACUUUGCCUUUAUUCCAACAUGACAAAUUAUAGAGUGGAAGCCGGAGACCAGGGCAAGAUUGUGAGAGCAUUUCAACUUAAACUGGGCAAAGUCAGCCGAAUAAUCUUUCCAAUCAAUUGCCAUGACCCUGCACAGCUUUCAGACUUCACCCUUAGGGUGCAGGUUAGAGAUGAAGUAGGUAACAUAUUAUCACAGUACUGUGUACAAACCCCAAGGCCACCUCCAAAAACUGGACUUAAAUCCACUGGGCCAAGAAGAUUUCUUAAGAAAAAAGAAAUUGGAAAAAUAGUUUUGUCACCUCUAGCUGUUACAUGUAAGUAUCCAAUGUUUCAGGAACGCUCAAUAACCAACCUAAAAUAUGGCAAACUAAUAAAGACUGUUGUGCGACAAAGUAAAAACCCUUAUCUACUGGAGUACAAGAAAGGAGACAUGGUUGCUCUUCUGAGUGAAGAGAAGAUCCGACUAAAGGGACAGCUGUGGACUAAGGAGUGGUACAUUGGUUAUUACCAGGGCAAGAUGGGCCUGAUUCAUGCUAAAAAUGUGCUUGUGGUAGGAAAAGCAAAACCAAACCUUUUUUCAGGAUCAGAGUUGACCACAAGCACUCUUUUAGAGCAGAUCCUCCGGCCUUGCAAAUUCUUAACCUAUAUCUAUGCCUCAGUUCGGACCUUAUUAAUGGAGAACAUUGGCAGCUGGAGAUCCUUUGCUGAUGCCCUUGGUUAUGGAAAUCUACCCCUUUCCUACUUCUGUCGCGUGGAAUUAGAAAGUGAGACUGAAAGGGUGGCGUCAGUAUUGGAAAAACUAAAGGAGGAGUGCAACAACAAUGAGGGCAAGGAAAGAAAAUCCUUCCAAAAGGAGCUGAUUUCGGCCUUACUGAAAAUGGACUGCCAAGGCCUGGUGGUCCGCCUUAUUCAGGACUUUGUAUUGCUCACUACUGCAGUUGAGGUUGCCCAACGCUGGCGAGAGCUGGCAGAGAAACUGGCAAAGGUGUCAAGACAGCAGAUGGAAGGCUAUGAAGCCCCACACCGUGACAAAAAUGGAAUCCUGGAUGGUGAGGCCAUGUGGAAGCCAGCCUAUGAUUUUCUUCUAACAUGGAGCGCACAGAUUGGGGACAGCUACCGAGACGUCAUCCAGGAGCUCCACACAGGCCUGGAUAAAAUGCGCAGUCCCAUCACCAAGAGGUGGAAGCAUCUCACCGGGACGCUCAUUCUGGUGAAUUCUUUGGACACUUUAAGAGCAAAUGCAUUCAGCACCCAGGAACAGGAGGACUGUGUUAUCUAAACUGGAUGGAUGGGCACAGCCUCCCUUUUAAAUGCAUUGGAUUGGACUGGCACAGCCAGAUUUUUGAUAUCGUGCAUUUCAGACUAUUUUGGGACCCUUACCGCAGUGUAAAGUUCCAGUGAAAUGAUGUAUAUUAGUGAAAUUAACUUUUUUAGGGUUAUUCCUGCACCUUCUCUAUUUAAUUUUUUUUAAAACCAUGCAGACAUAACUUUGUCAAAGUCUGUACACUGGAUGGCCCUGGCGUUUAGUCACCGGUUCUCUCUUGUGUGUUGUAUCUCUAGGGUUUGUAUACAGUGUAAAUAAGUGAGGAUGAUUGUAAAACACAGGGUGGUUUGUGAGCCAGAGAUCUAAUCCUCCGGACUUCGUGUCUUGUUAUUGGUUACUAAAGGAGCACAAAUGCAUUCUAUUCUAUUCAUUGUAUUCUGUCCUCCUUCUUCUCGUCCCACCGUGCACGGGGUCUUUGGGGACUGCUAGUUUAUGUUCUGCGUGGAACGUUUUAUAUGACCUUCCCCUAUGGGUUUUUUGUUACCAUGUGAUUUUAGUUCUUAUUUUGGCUAUAGGUAGCCAUGUAAAUAUGUAGUUAUAUCCCUGAACCCUACCCCUUAUUGUAUGUAGGACAUCUACAGGACAAUCUUUUGUCACAGGUGCCUGCUUGAAGCAAUAAAUAGUGUUUAAUAUAGGGUAAGGCAGGCAACUUACUGCUCACCCAUGUCCUGCAUUUCAGCCUAUCCAGGUUAUCACUUUUAUCACUCUUGCCUGGGAAUUCUAAAAUAGUCCGUCUAUUGUCAGUAGACAUUUCCAAUCUAUGUCUGACUUUUUAACCAGUUCACAGGUCACUAGGACAUGUUCGUGUUUUCCCUGUGCCUUAUACCUGUGUAUUAAUGUAAUGACAGCACUGUCUCCAUCAGGCAGAUGGACUUACAAUUAGGGCUGGGCGGUAUGACCAAAUGUGUGUAUCACGGUAUUUUUUAAACUUUUGGCGGCUCCACGGUCUAUAACGGUAUUUCCUAAUUAAUUAUCAGCCCACAUCCCCAUCAGGGUACUACUCACAUAUCACCCGCAUGCACUGCCCUCCUUGUCCUGUUUGUUGCGGCUGCCGGCGCUGACACUCUAUAAUGUGCGGUAUCCCUAUGCCCGAGCUGAAAAAGGUAAACAAAAUAAACUUUAGUGCACCUACGUCGGCCUUACGCUGGGGGCGGGAAUGUCUGAGAGCCGUCAGCCUA
Hyla sarda is the source of this 4330-nucleotide messenger RNA. RefSeq names its product SH3 domain binding protein 4 (gene SH3BP4). Gene Ontology annotation, molecular function: protein binding. The transcript has 5 exons. Lineage: Eukaryota; Metazoa; Chordata; Amphibia; Anura; Hylidae. The record is from RefSeq and is a predicted model, not a curated record. Bases 216 to 3107 code for a protein of 963 amino acids. Gene Ontology annotation, cellular component: cytoplasm.